AUGUUUAUACCUGUAUACCUUGUGCCUACAUCUGGCAUCUAUCUAUCUAUCUAUCUAUCUAUCUAUCUAUCUAUCUAUCUAUCUAUCUAUCUGUUUCACUCAGUUCAUAUCAAUCUAUCUAUCUGUCUCAGUCUGUUCAUAUCUAUCUAUCUAUCUAUCUAUCUAUCUAUCUAUCUAUCUAUCUAUCUAUCUAUCUGUUCCAGUCUGUUCAUUAUCUAUCUAUCUAUCUAUCUAUCUAUCUAUCUAUCUAUCUAUCUAUCUAUCUAUCUGUCUGUUUCAGUCAGUUCAUAUCAAUCUAUCUAUCUGUCCCAGUCUGUUCAUAUCUAUCUAUCUAUCUAUCUAUCUAUCUAUCUAUCUAUCUAUCUAUCUAUCAUCUAUCCAUCUGUUCCAUUAAUCUAUCUAUCUAUCUAUCUAUCUAUCUAUCUAUCUAUCUAUCUAUCUAUCUAUCUAUCUAUCUAUCUGUCUGUUUCAGUCAGUUCAUAUCAAUCUAUCUAUCUGUCCCAGUCUGUUCAUAUCUAUCUAUCUAUCUAUCUAUCUAUCUAUCUAUCUAUAUCUAUCCAUUUUAGUCUAUUUCAUUAUCUAUCUAUCUAUCUAUCUAUCUAUCUAUCUAUCUAUCUAUCUAUCUAUCUAUCUAUCUGUUCCAGUCUGUUCAUUAUCUAUCUAUCUAUCUAUCUAUCUAUCUAUCUAUCUAUCUAUCUGUCUGUUUCAGUCCAGUUCAUAUCAAUCUAUCUAUCUGUCCCAGUCUGUUCAUAUCUAUUCAUCUAUCUAUCUAUCUAUCUAUCUAUCUAUCUAUCUAUCUAUCUAUCUAUCUGUUCCAGUCUAUCUAUCAUUAUUCAUCUAUCCAUUCAUCUAUCUAUCUAUCUAUCUAUCUAUCUGUUCCAGUCUAUUUCAUUAUCUAUCUAUCUAUCUAUCUAUCUAUCUAUCUAUCUAUCUAUCUAUCUAUCUAUCUGUCUGUUUCAGUCAGUUCAUAUCAAUCUAUCUAUCUGUCCCAGUCUGUUCAUAUCUAUCUAUCUAUCUAUCUAUCUAUCUAUCUAUCUAUCUAUCUAUCUAUCUGUUCCAGUCUGUUCAUUAUCUAUCUAUCUAUCUAUCUAUCUAUCUAUCUAUCUAUCUAUCUUCCAAUGGACAUUUCCUUAUAGCUUUCUUUCUUUCUGUUUGUUUUUCUUUCUUUCUUACUUUCUUUCUUUUUUUUUCAUUCUUUCUUUCUUUCUUUCUUUUUUUCAUUCUUUCUUUCUUUCUUUCUUUCUUUCUUUUUUUCUUUCUUUCUUUCUUUCUUUUUUUCUCCUUCUAUUUAUGUGUCCUCUUUCUUUCUUUCUUUCUUUCUUUCUUUCUUUCUUUCUUUCUUUCUUUCUUAUUAAACUAGCUCCUUUCUUUCUUUCUUUCUUUCUUUCUUUCUUUCUUUCUUUCUUUCUUUCUGUUUGUUUCUCUCUUUUUUCUUUAAUACUUUUAUUUUUCUUUCUUUCUUUCUUUCUUUCUGUUUUUUUCUUUAAUACUUUUAUUUUUCAUUUUUUUUCUUUCUUUCUUUCUUUCUUUCUGUACAAUUACAGUAUCUCCUUUCUUUCUUUCUUUCUUUCUCCUUCUAUUUAUAUAUCUUCUUUCUUUAUUUCUUUUUUCUUUUCUUUUCUUUCUUUCUUUCUUUCUUUCUUUCUUUCUUUCUUUCUUUCCAUACAAUUACAGUAUCUUCUUUCUUUCUUUCUUUCCUUCUUUCUUUCUUUCUUUCUCCUUCUAUUUAUGUAUCCUCUUUCUUUAUUUCUUUUCUUUCUUUCUAACUUUCUUUCUUUCUUUCCUUCUUUCUUUCUUUCUUUCUCCUUCUAUUUAUGUAUCCUCUUUCUUUCUUUCUUUUUCUUUUCUUUCUUUCUUUCUUUCUUUCUUUCUUUCCGUACAAUUACAGUAUCUCUUUUCUUCCUCCCUUUCUUUUUUCUUUCUUUUUUCUUUCUUUCUUUCUUUCUUUUUUCUUUCUUUUCCUUCUAUUCAUGUAUCCUCCUCUUUAUUUCUUUAUUUCUUUUUUCUUUUCUUUCUUUCCUUCUUUCUUUCUUUCUUUCUUUCUUUCCGUACAAUUACAGUAUCUCUUUUCUUCCUCCCUUUCUUUCUUUCUUUCUUUCUUUCUUUCUUUCUUUCUUUCUUUCUUUCUCCUUCUAUUCAUGUAUCCUCUUUAUUUCUUUAUUUCUUUUUUCUUUUCUUUCUUUCCUUCUUUCUUUCUUUCUUUCUUUCUUUCCGUACAAUUACAGUAUCUCUUUUCUUCCUCCCUUUCUUUCUUUCUUUCUUUCUUUCUUUCUUUCUUUCUUUCUUUCUUUCUUUCUCCUUCUAUUCAUGUAUCCUCUUUCUUUCUUUAUUUAUUUUUUCUUUUCUUUCUUUCCUUCUUUCUUUCUUUCUUUCUUUCUCCUUCUAUUUAUGUAUCCUCUUUAUUUUAUUUCUUUUCUUUUCUUUCUUUUUCUUUCUUUUCUUUCUUUCUUUCUUUCUUUCUUUUCUUUUUUUUUCCUCCUUUCUUUCCUUCCAUUUUGUUUCCUCUUUCUUUCUUUUCAUUUCUUUUUUUCUUUAUUUCUUUUUUCUUUCUUUCUUUCUUUCUUUCUUUCUUUCUUUCUUUCUUUCUUUCUUUCUCCUUCUAUUUAUGUAUCCUCUUUCUUUAUUUCUUUUUCUUUUCAUUCUUUCUUUCUUUCUUUCUUUCUUUCUUUCUUUCUUUCUUUCUCCUUCUAUUCAUGUAUCCUCUUUCUUUCUUUCUCCUUCUAUUCAUGUAUCCUCUUUCUUUCUUUCUCCUUCUAUUCAUGUAUCCUCUUUCUUUCUUUAUUUCUUUUUUCUUUUCUUUCAUUCCUUCUUUCUUUCUUUCUUUCUCCUUCUAUUUAUGUAUCCUCUUUCUUUAUUUCUUUUUCUUUUCUUUCUUUCUUUCUUUCUUUCUUUCUUUCCGUACAAUUACAGUAUCUCUUUUCUUCCUCCUUUCUUUCUUUCUUUCUUUCUUUCUUUCUUUCUUUCUUUCUUUCUUUCUUUCUCCUUCUAUUCAUGUAUCCUCUUUCUUUCUUUAUUUCUUUUUUCUUUUCUUUCUUCCUUUCUUUCUUUCUUUCUCCUUCUAUUUAUGUAUCCUCUUUCUUUUUUUCUUUUUCUUUUCCUUCUUUCUUUCUUUCUUUCUCCUUCUAUUUAUGUAUCCUCUUUCUUUCUUUCUUUCUUUCUUUCUUUCUUUCUUUCUUUCUUUCCGUACAAUUAAAGUAUCUCGUUUCUUUCUUUCUUUCUUUCUUUCUUUCUUUCUUUCUUUCUUUCUUUCUUUCUUUCUUUCUUUAUUUCUCCUUCUAUUUAUGUAUCCUCUUUCUUUCUUUAUUUCUCCUUCUAUUUAUGUAUCCUCUUUCUUUCUUUAUUUCUCCUUCUAUUUAUGUAUCCUCUUUCUUUCUUUAUUUCUCCUUCUAUUUAUUUAUCCUCUUUCUUUCUUACUUUUUCUUUUCUUUCUUUCUUUCUUUCUUAUUAAGCGUUUGUUUUAACUUGUUUUCUUCAAUUUUUUAUUUGCUGUUUUUUUCUUGUUUCUUUCGUUCUAUUUUUCUUUUUUUUCUUUUGUUUUUUUCUCUCUUUUUUCUUUAUUACUUUUAUUUUUCAUUUUCUUUCUUUCUUUCUUCCUUUCUUUCCUUCUUUCUUUCUUUCUUUCUUUCUUUCUUUCUUUCUUCUGUUUGUUUCUAUCUUUCUUGCCUUUUUUUUUACCGUCGUUUCUUUUUUUUUUCUUUCUUCUGUUUGUUUUUUUUAUCUUUUCAUUGCCUCUCUUUCUCUUUUUUUUCCUUCUCAAACGCCCUUUUCCCUUUCUUUCCUAUCAAAUCAAACACAAACAUUCUCUUCUCACCAAAAUCCGAUCGAUUUCUGCAAAAUGUCUUCUAUUUUUUCGCGCCAUUUUUUUCCUUCCGUCUUUCUCUAUUUAUUUGCAUCUGUCUUAUCUUUUCGUUCUUGACUGUCUUAGCCGCUAAAUAUUCUGUCCUGAAGCGCCCCAAUAAAUCGUCCCCUCCCUUUUGUUUGUAUAUUUUUUGUUUGUUUCUUUCUUUGUCGGCAUUCCUUCCUUCUUUCCUUCCUUCAUUCCUUCCUUCCUUCUUUCCUUCCUUCCUUCCUUCCUUCCUUCCUUCCUUCCUUCCUUCUCUGAUUUUCAUUCUGUUCAUUUAUUUUAUUGCAUUUGAUCUUUUUUCUUCUUUUGGUUAUUUAUGUUUACUUCGUUUAAAUUUCUUUUUUUCUCUUUUCUUUCUUUCUUUCUUUCUUAAAUCUACCCCCUCGUUCUUUCUUUCUUUCUUUCUUUCUUUCUUUCUUUCUUUUUUUCUUUCUUUCUUUUGCCAUGAUUGUUUCCCCGUCUUUUCUUUAUUUUCUUUCUUUCUUUCUUUCUUUCUUUCUUUCUUUCUUUCUUUCUUAAAUCUACUCCCUCGUUCUUUCUUUCUUUCUUUCUUUCUUUCUUUCUUUCUUUCUUUUCCCAUCAUUGUUUCACCGUCUUCUCUUUCUUUCUUUCUUUCUUUCUUUCUUUCUUAA
Molecule: messenger RNA, 4476 nt
Organism: Acanthosepion pharaonis
Lineage: Eukaryota; Metazoa; Mollusca; Cephalopoda; Sepiida; Sepiidae
Source: the annotation of a GenBank genome assembly